This is a messenger RNA of Cyprinus carpio (common carp), 4235 nucleotides long. Its product is annotated as palmitoleoyl-protein carboxylesterase notum1a-like. NCBI's taxonomy places the organism in Eukaryota, Metazoa, Chordata, Actinopteri, Cypriniformes, Cyprinidae. The record is from RefSeq and is a predicted model, not a curated record. Gene Ontology annotation, molecular function: hydrolase activity.
GUUCUCGUUGGAGGCUAUAUAUUUCUUUCCAGUGCUCGAAAGCCGCGUGUGUCAGAAGAGUCUUAUUCUCACUCUAUAAAUUCGCGUGGAUUAGGAAACAUGCAUUUCAAUGCCAAUAAAAGCUACCACAUCAAGUAAAAUAUCGCAGAUCAAAAGGACCAAACUAUGGGCAUUUUUUUCAAUAAAUGAAACGACCAGAAAUCAGUGUGAGUGGAUCACGCCCCGUUGCACUGCCCUCCACAGCGAUUGGUUCACCGGAAAGAGAGCAGGGUUAAAACCCAGAGCGGUUAAAUACACAGGUAUUGAACAGAAGAGCACACCACGGGCCGGUUAGGAGUUUUCAUGGCAGUGGAGGAACCAGUCUGUUGAAUAGGCUAUUUAAAAAGAAGAAGAAGAACAAAAAACUCAAAGGACUCCCGAGUUCUGCACUGAGAAAGCUCACCUGUUCAUCUCACUUUUGACUAAGUUUUGAUUUUUGUGUAACCGCUUGUGCAGAUUCUCAGCAGCAGUAUCUCAGGACUGUGCGGAGAGCGGGAUGAAGUGCAGGCGGCCGCAGAGGAGCGUGAGGGUGAUGAGGGUCAUUCACUGGGCUGUGAUGCUGGGCUUGAUUCAGUCCGGCGCGCUCGGCGCGAGGAAGUUCCGCGGAGGGCGAAACCCGCAGCAGCGACGAGCGCUCCCCCCCGCUCACAACCGGGACCGCGCCGAAACCACCGAGAGCUUCUCACUGGAUUUCACAGCUGUUGAAGAAAACAUGGACAACUUCAUGACUCAGGUGAAGAACUUGGCGCAGUCCCUCUACCCCUGCUCGGCCCAGAAGCUCGACUACGACAUGAAGUUACAUUUCCUGGAGAAUACAUCAGUCACCUGCAACGACGGGACCCCCGCGGGGUACUACCUGAAAGAGUCCAAAGGAAGCAGAAGGUGGUUAAUAUUUCUGGAGGGUGGCUGGUACUGCUUCAACAAAGAGAACUGUGACAGCAGAUACGAGACCAUGAGGAGGCUCAUGAGCUCCUCCAAAUGGCCACAAACCAAGACAGGCACAGGAAUACUAUCUUCGCUUCCAGAGGAAAACCCACACUGGUGGAAUGCCAACAUGGUCUUCAUCCCAUAUUGCUCAAGUGAUGUAUGGAGUGGAGCCACACCAAAAACUGAUAAAAAUGAUUAUGCGUUCAUGGGUUCACUGAUCAUAAAGGAAGUUGUAAAGGACCUGCUCACCAAGGGUCUGGACAAUGCUAAGAUACUGCUGUUGGCUGGAAGCAGUGCGGGUGGCACUGGGGUGUUGCUGAACGUGGACCCAGUCUCUGAGCUCCUGGAGGAGUUGGGUCACACAAACAUCCAGGUCAGGGGUCUGUCUGACUCUGGCUGGUUCUUGGACAACAAACAAUACCGCUGCACUGACUGUGUGGACACCAUCAACUGAACACCCACUAAACUCAUAAAGAUAAUAAUAAAAUACUGGGGCGGUGUGGUACCUGAGCGAUGCCGACAGGCUUAUGAAGGAAAAGAAUGGAACUGCUUCUUUGGAUAUAAAGUUUAUCCUACCAUUAAACGCCCUGUGUUUAUAGUGCAGUGGCUGUUUGAUGAAGCCCAGCUAACGGUAGACAACAUUCACCUGACGGGACAGCCGGUUCAAGAAGGACAGUGGCGUUAUAUUCAGAAUCUAGGGACUGAGCUGAGGAACACUCUGAAGGAUGUCCCUGCCAUGUUUGCUCCUGCUUGCCUUUCGCAUGAAUUCAUAACAAGAAAUUUCUGGACUGACGUCCAAGUCAAAGGCACGUCUUUACCCAGAGCGCUCCACUGCUGGGACCGCAGUCUACAAGAAAACAGCCGAAAUAAUAAAUCCCCUCCCAAAGGCUGUCCCGUGCACUUGAUCGACAGCUGUCCAUGGCCUCACUGCAACCCGACAUGCCCAACGAUCCGAGACCAGUCGACGGGACAGGAGAUGAACGUAAUCCAGUUCCUCAUGCACAUGGGCUUUGACGUACAGAAGAUGGCCCAUCAGCAGGGCAUGGACCCAAGUAAGCUCCUGGGCAUGCUCAGCAGCGGCAGCUAAAUACCGUGGAAGGACUCGCUCCCGGUUGGGACCCUGAUUCCCAUCAGUCCGUUUGAUACCUCCAACCCCACACCCCUUCACCCGCCUCAGUUUUGACCUCAGGCUGAGCCCUGCCUUUAGUCGGGGCUCUGUGCCAACUCUCUACGGGCUUCCGUCUCCAGAUCUCCUCGUUAAUGAUCAGUUGGUUUCCCUUUUGCUCCAGUCUUCACUAUUAUCACUGAGCAGCUUGGAGAUGGUGGAGACGCCCAAAACAGAGAUUUGGAACGGAGCCCUUGUUAGAUCCACCUCAGAUAAACCAUGGGCUGCUGACUGUUUACAGGUUCCCAACACAACACAGUACCAGUGAAAGUACUGAAGAACCAUGUAACCAGGACAAGGUACACCUGCGUCUUUGCUCUUAAUUUAUCUUUUGGUUAUAAAAGUAUCACGAAUGUAAUCCAGUUUUACGGAUCUUCAGCAUUGUUGUUUGCUUUGUAUUGUUUAUCUCAUUUUCUUUUUUUACCAAUAUAGUCAGCCACAGUUUAUUAGAGUUUUAUAUGUUCAUAUACAGAGAGCAAGAGAACAGAGAUUAUCGAUUAUAGAGUUUAUAAUCUGUAACGCAGAUUACAGAGUUUAUGAAGUACAUGUAAAAUAUAUGGAUCUACUCAAGACUAUAAAGAAUCUUAAAAACAGGAAUUUCGGAACAGGCAGACACUGGAUCACCUGCUCUAAACCCGACAUCACUCUUGGGGUAUGGCUAAGUUAUGAUAAAAUAUGUCAUAAUGAGAGUUCUUUAAGGAAUAGUCAGCCCUAUAAUAAAUUCUGUCACCAUUUACUAACUCCCAUGCCAUUGAAAACAUGACUUAUUUAUUUCUUCCUUCAGUAAAACACAGCUGGAGAGCUUCUCAAGAAUGUCCAAGCUUCUAGUUUUUAUACCAUGGUCAUGUAUACUGCCAAAAUCCAAAAAGCACAUAAUGGCGCCAUAAAAGUAUGAUAGUAGUCCAUAUGAUCAUACAUUAUAUUCCAAGUCUUCUGAAGCCAUUCAGAAUUAUUCACCUCUGCUAUAGCUCUCCAAUCUCAUUUGUGAUCAAGUGGACACAUAAACAACCAUCAGUGACUUUAUGACUUUUACCUGGACUCAAGUGCGAAUGACAGUUGUGAGCUCUGGCACUAAAAUCAGAAUUUGUAUCGUGGUAUGGAUGAAAAAUCCAUACUAGGGAUUAUGGUAUAGGAAAGUAAUCAUAUGGACUAUUUUUGGAGAAUUCUGAAGCAGUAUAAAUCUACUUGUGUUCGUAUACAAAAACAGAAGAUUGGACAUUGUUGAAAACUGUUAAACUGCAUGAGGGUGAGUAAACGAUAACAGCAUUUUAGGUGAACUAUUCCUCUAUGGUACAAAAGCUCACAAAUCCAGGAUGAAAUGCUAAUUCCUGAAAACAGAUCCUCCGUUUCAUAGUCACGUUCCAGGCACACAGUAUGCUGAAUGUGACCCUGCUACUCAGGUCGGUCUCUUUGCCUAUUUGGUGUACUUUCAGUUGAACUUAUUCACAUUGUAUUAAAACGGGGAUUUCACUCAUUUCACUGUGUAGAAACUCUUGGGACAUAUUUUUCUUUGUAUCCUAAUGGUAAAAUAAGCAAAAUUACACUGUUUGAGUGCUAUUCCCAUUCAUGUAAUAAUCCUCCAUUGUACUGACAUGACAGAAAGGCGAUGAUCAGUUUGAUCAAUGCAACUUCUCACUCGAUUGGGUAUUGCGCUCUUUAUCUGUGUAUAGGUUUUCUUAACAGCUGACUCCUCUGUGAGUACUUUUGUCAAAUGAAGACACUCUAGACUGUUAAAAUAUUUAAUAGAAAAUUACUUUUUUAAUAUAACUUUUAUGUAGCGGUCUCAUGAAAAAUAAUAAUAAUAAAAAAAUAAAUCAACCAAAAGAAAGAAAACAACAGAGAUGUGAAGGUAUUACUAAUUGCUAUUUUGUUCUGUAACAUAUUUUUUUAACAGAAAACUCAAUCUGCAUUGCUAAGUUGCAUAUUUAUUUUGUUAUGUAAAUCAUAUUUAUAAUGCUAUUUUCACAGAGAAGUGAUUCUUUGUAAAUUGUAAAUAAUGCUGUUUUUUUUUUCCCCGUGUUGAAUGCAUGUAUGUUUCCAUGAGAGAACACAUUACAGUUAUUUCAAAGAAACAUUCAGUAUUGCCUUUUCAUUUUUAAUUCCC